Molecule: messenger RNA, 2175 nt
Organism: Drosophila obscura
Lineage: Eukaryota; Metazoa; Arthropoda; Insecta; Diptera; Drosophilidae
Product: beta-galactosidase
Exons: 6
Coding region: 130-2148 (672 amino acids)
Biological process (GO): carbohydrate metabolic process
Cellular component (GO): vacuole
Molecular function (GO): beta-galactosidase activity
Source: RefSeq, a predicted model, not a curated record
CAUUGUGCCCUGGUCAGAGCUGGAGACCGGUCGUUAAUUGCUUCAGUGCCCAAAAAAAAAAAGAGCGCCAACUUUUGUGAGCUUUAAGCUUGCGCUGAUCUAGUCUUGUUUUUGUUUCGAUUGAGAGCCAUGAGCUGUCGUUGCACUCGAAAGCUGACUCUGGCCAUGAGCGGCUGUCUGAUUAUUUUGGUGAUCGCCCUCACCGUCGGCCUUUGUGUGGGCCUGGGCGGAGGCGAGAGCGGGGCAGUGCGCGAGGAUCCGCCCAUAUUUACAAUCGAUCAUGCGGGCAACACUUUCGUGCUGAAUGGUGAACCCUUCCGAUAUGUUGCUGGAUCGUUUCAUUACUUCCGUGCAGUGCCCGAGGCCUGGAGGAGUCGUUUGCGCACGAUGAGAGCAUCGGGCCUGAAUGCAGUGGAUACCUAUGUGGAAUGGUCGCUACACAAUCCCCACGAUGGCGUCUACAACUGGGAAGGCAUUGCCGAUGUGGUGAAAUUUCUAGAGAUUGCCCAAGAGGAAGACUUUUAUAUAAUACUGCGCCCGGGUCCCUAUAUCUGUGCAGAGCGCGAUAAUGGUGGCCUGCCCCAUUGGCUCUUCAGGAAAUAUCCCAGCAUUAAGAUGCGAACCAGUGACAGUAAUUACCUGGAAGAAGUGGGUAAAUGGUAUGCAGUGCUGAUGCCACGCCUGCAGCACCUGCUGAUCGGCAAUGGGGGCAAGAUCAUCAUGGUGCAGGUGGAGAACGAGUACGGGGACUAUGAGUGCGACAAAGUCUACCUAAAUUGGCUGCGCGACGAGACGGAGAAGUAUGUGGCUGGCAAGGCGCUGCUCUUCACGACGGACAUACCCAACGAACGCAUGAGCUGCGGCAAGAUCGAUAAUGUGUUUGCCACCACGGACUUUGGCAUUGAUCGAAUUCACGAGAUCGACGAUAUUUGGGCAAUGCUACGCAAACAGCAGCCCACGGGACCGCUGGUCAAUUCGGAGUUCUAUCCAGGCUGGUUGACCCAUUGGCAGGAGCUGAAUCAACGACGCGAUGGUCAGGCGGUGGCCGAUGCCUUAAAGACCAUUCUGAGCUACAAUGCCAGCGUCAAUCUGUACAUGUUCUUUGGCGGCACCAACUUUGGAUUCACGGCCGGAGCCAACUACAAUCUGGAUGGUGGCAUUGGCUAUGCGGCGGACAUCACCAGCUAUGACUACGAUGCAGUGAUGGACGAGGCUGGCGGCGUGACCAACAAAUAUAACCUGGUUAAGCAGGUGAUUGGCGAGGUUCUACCCCUGCCCGAGAUUUCGCUCAAUCCCGCCAAGCGUUUGGCCUACGGCAAAGUGGAGGUGACGCCCUCACUCGCCCUACUGUCGGCCGAGGGACGUGCAGCCCUGGCCAAGGGCAAUCCCGUGGAUGCGACGAAGCCAAAAUCCUUUGAGGAACUCGAUCUGUACUCGGGGCUGGUGCUGUACGAAACGGAACUGCCCAGCAUGGACCUCGAUCCGGCUCUCCUGAAGGUGGAUCAGAUCAACGAUCGUGCCCAUGUCUUUGUGGAUCAGCAGCUGGUGGGCACACUGUCCAGGGAGGCGCAAAUAUAUUCGCUGCCAUUGAGCAAAGGAUGGGGCAGCACGCUGCAGCUGUUGGUGGAGAAUCAGGGACGCGUCAACUUUUACAUCGCCAACGACACAAAGGGCAUCAUCGGUGAGGUGAGUCUACAGCUGCAUAACGGCGGCUACCUGCCGCUGGAGAACUGGAAGAGCACUGCAUUCCCCCUCGAAGCAGUGGACGUGGAAAACUGGCGGAAACAGAGCGGAGAGCGGGCACUGGAUGCCUUCCUGGCCAGGCAGCGCAUCCUGCGCAACGGACCCAUCCUCUAUACGGGCAGCCUCAACGUGGAGGAGAUCGGCGACACCUACCUAAACAUGGCUGGCUGGGGCAAGGGCGUGGCUUAUGUGAAUGGCUUUAAUCUGGGCCGAUAUUGGCCCGUGGCUGGUCCCCAGGUCACACUCUAUGUCCCCAAUGAGAUUUUGAAGGUGGGGGAUAACUCGUUGGUGAUUCUGGAGUAUCAACGGACGAACAAGACAGCAAAUGGUGAGGAUCUACCCGCUGUGCAGUUUGAUGCAGUUGCUCAACUGGACGGACAGUCUGGAGAUGUGCCACUCAAGUGACAUUUCUUCAAGGAAGAUAACCAAUUA